Diatraea saccharalis (sugarcane borer) is the source of this 1267-nucleotide messenger RNA. The record is from the annotation of a GenBank genome assembly. NCBI's taxonomy places the organism in Eukaryota, Metazoa, Arthropoda, Insecta, Lepidoptera, Crambidae.
AUGCUGCACGGCUACAACUUUUUAUUAACAGUUGACAAUGUGAAUGAGGAAUUCCAGCGGCAAAAUGUAAGAAAUUUUGACGCAAGCAAUUUACCACCAUGCAAAUCCGAAUUGCUUCAACAGUUUCGACGAGCAAAUUAUAUUGCAAGUAUCUGGAGCAAUGCUCAUAUGAAGAAUCCUAGCAUUUUGAGCCCAGAGAACAAUGGGUGGGUUUUAAAAGAUAGCCAAUAUAAUUUUAACUGGUUUGACGGUGACCAAUUACCAAGUUUUGUGAGCGAGUCACUUGAAAACGAAUUAGAGAAUUCAAGUAACAAUGAAGAUCAAGGUGAAGAUGAUUUAAAUAUUCAAUUUGAAUGUGAAUUUGAUGAGGGAAGUAAGCUCGGAUAAUGAUGAUGAUGAUAAUGAAAAUGCAUAACAUGCUACUAACAUGAAAAUGCUACGGACAUAAUAAUUUUUUUUGUUCAUAAUAAUGUGUGAAUAUCUUAACAUUUAAAAUAAAUUUUUAUAGAGAAAACCAUAUAAUAUUUUGUAAUUCUAUUCUUGAAAUAAUAUCCAAAAUAAUGUUCCUCAUCUUCCUAAACACUCCAAGUACUUUUAAUAUUCAAUAGUUUACCUAAUUUUUAAAUAAUAUUAAAGACGUCUGGUAGAAGUAAUGGCCCACGGAAAGUGUCUGGCAAUAGUGAAUUUGAAUUCUACAUAAUAUUCUCAAAAACAUAUGUAAAAACGAACUUUGCUACUUUAACGUAGGUAAGUAAGUUUUUUACGCACCUGUAUUUCGCGCUACCUGAGAAACGGCCCCGCUUUCAAGGUAGUGGGUACGCAUAGCUCCUAACAACACAUUGUACUAACAAUCCUCAAAAUUUCAGCUUUGCUAAAAUGACGUAGGUCUGGGGGCUCUGGGAUCUUGGACUAUUAUUAUUAUUAAUCGAAUUUUAAAAUAAAAGGCGCUCAUCGAAUUAUAAUAUUUACUGUAAUAUUUUUAAAUUUAGAAUUAUUCAUGUUGAGGCAUGACACCGUACGUGGAGAAUGAUAUCUGCGUAUAACAUAAUGACGGGGUGUUGGAGUAAAUGAUAUAAAAAUAUUUAAUUUGGGUACUUCACGAUAAACACUUAAAUAAUCUUAAAAUAUUCUUUAUUUAUAAAACAUUGGCAUAAAGACAAACAAAACAAAAUAUGCCUAGAUGAGAUCCUUAACCGUGUUGCACUUAGUCAGGUAACUGAUUCAAGCGCAUCUUUGAUGCUAGAAUAGCUAUUUGGUUAACUUAAUC